AUGGGUUUCCUGGACUCACAUUCGUACACUGCCGUCACCACUCUGGCAAACAGAACCAUCGAGAUGUCCCCAAUCGACACGGACGAUGCGUACAUGGAAAUGGAACUUCCUGCACUGCUGGAAGCCAUCCGUUUGCAGCGCAAUUCCGUGGAGCCUGGUCCUGUAGAGGUGGCCAGGGCAAUUCGCAAAAAACUGAAAUACGGCUCGUUCGAGGAACAGUUCAAUGCUCUGAAGCUUCUGGAGCUGCUGGUCGCCAAUGGUGGCCCAGAACUGAACCAACUAUACAAUGACUCCAAGCUGCUUGACCGCCUAAAGUACACCAUUGUGACCCGUCCAGAAGUGUCAGGGGUCGAUCCACGUAUUCGCAAACGUGCCACACAGCUGGCUGUUGGGUGGCGAAACGAGCACGCCCGGACAGGGAACGCAGGAGGUCUGUUUUCACUUGCCUCCUCCGCAUCAGUGGCGCGAGCUGUGAGACCUAAGCGGAAGGUGCCAGAUUUCAUGAACGACGAGGCUGAUGAGACUCCAUUCGAGGAGGUGUACGAGACGCCCGACGACGACUCGGACGAUAGUUCGCAAGGCAGACGUCACGGUUCGUCCAGAAGUGCCUCGCGGUUAGUGUCUUCAAUGACAAACAGGGACCUUGAUAACAAGUACAGGAUUCCCCGGAUUAACUACGAGAAAGAGACUCCGAAGAUAUACCAGACAAUUGCCGAGGCGAACGUUUUGUCGACCACGUUGACAAACACCCUCAAAACCCUGGAACCCGAUGAACUUUCUAUCCACUCCGCCAAGGCCAACAGGGAUUUCGACAACUGCAGAGCCAUCAGAAGAAAGAUCUUGAGAUAUCUGCAGCUAGUCAACAAAGAAGAGCUCCUAGGAGCUUUACUCAAGUGUAACGAUGAUUUGGUGAGGUCUCUACAGCUUUACGAAGAGAUGGCAGAGCCGCGAGAUGGAGGAGAGACCGACUCGCUUGCCGAUUACGAGACGAUCAACAGCGAGAGAAGAGCGUCAAGCGUUGCACCUGCCACAGGCACUUCUCAGACAUACCGGUCUGAGAUUAAUGAGUUUGACCCUUUCAGUGACCAUAACGAAGUUGCUGUGCCAGCGGAAUGGAAAUAA
Messenger RNA from Ogataea haglerorum, 1122 nucleotides. RefSeq lists its product as uncharacterized. The coding region runs from base 1 to 1122 and encodes 373 amino acids. Gene Ontology annotation, cellular component: actin cortical patch. Gene Ontology annotation, biological process: actin filament organization; endocytosis; actin cortical patch localization. The record is from RefSeq and is a predicted model, not a curated record. The transcript has a single exon. NCBI's taxonomy places the organism in Eukaryota, Fungi, Ascomycota, Pichiomycetes, Pichiales, Pichiaceae. Gene Ontology annotation, molecular function: phosphatidylinositol binding; ubiquitin binding.